Schizophyllum commune H4-8 is the source of this 2042-nucleotide messenger RNA. RefSeq names its product MFS general substrate transporter. The record is from RefSeq and is a predicted model, not a curated record. Gene Ontology annotation, cellular component: fungal-type vacuole membrane. NCBI's taxonomy places the organism in Eukaryota, Fungi, Basidiomycota, Agaricomycetes, Agaricales, Schizophyllaceae. Gene Ontology annotation, biological process: transmembrane transport. Gene Ontology annotation, molecular function: transmembrane transporter activity. The coding region runs from base 432 to 1886 and encodes 484 amino acids. The transcript is spliced from 10 exons.
CUACCUCAGCGACCGUUCUGGCGAAGCUACGCAGAUGUUCAAAAGCAGUCUUGCCUCAACUUCGCUCUCAAUCCCUCCCCCUUCCUAACCUUCACUCACUAGUCCCGCCGCAGACGAGGACAUCCCGACGAUGGCCGCCCAGGCGCUCGCAUCAGACCCACAGGUAAUGGGCACCAUGCGUUCGCCCGUGAAUUGUAUCAUCUCGCGAUCAUCCCUCACCAUCCUCCCAUCUUUGCCAACCCGAUAAGCACCCUCAGGGCGGUCUAUAUGUAGUGAGAACGGAUCCGCGGGGACCCUUGAGCGUCCCCUUCCUGCUCCCCCCUCCCCUCUUCCCUUCCCUCUUCGGCUCCAAGGAUUCUUCACCACUUCGUCGCUCCUACUUUGCGAUUUUCAGGGUCCUGCAUCGUUCGACCGCGUUACUCUGAUCGACUAUGGACAUACCGACACUCACGAAGACGAAAACUACUGAGGCGGCAGUGGUAGAGACGCCCGUGGACGAGAAAGUGCCGACGCCUAUCUCUGAGAAAGUCCCGAGCGUCACGGAUCUGGAGUCUUCGGGGACUGAUGAAGAGGAAUGGACAUACCCGGAUGGGGGAUGGCGAGCUUGGGGCGUCGCGUUCGGCUGCUUUCUGCUGGGUGCGACUGGCUUGGGAUGGGGAUAUACGUGGGGGAUCUUUCAGAGCUACUAUCAGGUACAUUUGUUCCCAAGUACGCCUGUCAGUGUGCUGGGUCUUGCGGGAGGGCUGAUGAGCUUCUCAUGCAUCAUCGCGACGCUGUUUGCUGGCAGAUUGGGCGACAAAUAUGGAUACCGCCGCAUGAUCAUUCUCAGCUGCUUACUCACAUGGGCCUUCAUGUUCGGCUCUGCGUUCUGCACGACCCUCGUGCAGGUCUUCAUCGUCCAAUGCGCAGCCAUCGGUGCCUCCAUCGGCAUCGGGACGCCCAUGUACAUGGCUCUGCCUUCGCAAUGGUUCCUCAAAAGGCGCGGGCUAGCAACCGGAAUGGUCGGUGGGGGAACGGGUAUCGGGAGCGCUGUGGCGACGCUCAUUUUGAGGCAGCUGUGCGUGUUUCCCCUCGUAUUUGACGGUUCAAGCGACGGGAGAACACGAGCUGAUGGUCGACUGUUAUACAGGAUCACGACGGUCGGGCACAAGAAGACGCUCAUCAUCUACUCUUUCGUUCACGGCUUCUUCUACAUCAUCGCCUGCUUGCUCAUCAGGGAGCGCCGUCCACCAGUUAGCCGCGCAGUCCAGGCGGCACCGAUGCAAAGCAAGUUGGCGACGUUCAAAACUUUCUUGACGGACUUCCGGUUCUGGAGCUUUACGCUCUGCCUGAUCGUGCUGAACUUCGGGUAUCUGCUACCGGUAUAUUACGUACCCCAGUAUACUGCCGAGAAAGUGCCGUCUCUUGACCCGAAUUCACUCACGACUGCGGUGCCAACGACGUUGCUGAACCUCGCGGGUGGGCUUGGUAGGAUUUUUGUCGGGUGGGCGGCAGACGUCUUCGGCACCUUCAAUGUUUUCUUCGUCAGUGUCUUCCUAGGUGGUGUUCUCCAGCUCGUCUGCUGGCUCUUCGCCGAAAACUUUGCAUCCAUCAUCGUCUUCGCAAUCCUAUGGGGCACGUUCGCCGGAUGCUUCCUCACCCUCCUGCCCGUUAUGUGCGCAGAGAUAUGGGGCGUCAACAACCUGGCGACGAUGACCGGUAUCAUGAUGCUCAUGAUUGCGCCGGGUCAGCUUAGUGGUGGCGCUGUUGGGGGUGCCAUCUUCGACGCGACGGGCGGUAGCUGGACGGCGUUGAUUGUAUAUGCAGGCGUAAUGAUGACGGUUGGUUCGUUCUUCAUCCUGCCUUUGCGAUUCAGCAAGGACAGGCGGAUAUUUGCCAAGGCAUGAUUUUGAGAUACACGACACUGCACGACCAUAGGGCCUGUAUAGGACACGCAUGAAUCAGAAAGGAGACACAAAAGGAGACUAUGUACAUGCUUCAUGCCAUAGGAUAUACGAAGGCCUAAAAGCGAUAUAUGAACACCCAGUACCUGAUCAGGCGAG